This is a messenger RNA of Labrus bergylta (ballan wrasse), 1724 nucleotides long. It is a transcript of the gene abhd12, whose product is annotated as abhydrolase domain containing 12, lysophospholipase. Gene Ontology annotation, cellular component: endoplasmic reticulum membrane. NCBI's taxonomy places the organism in Eukaryota, Metazoa, Chordata, Actinopteri, Labriformes, Labridae. Gene Ontology annotation, molecular function: monoacylglycerol lipase activity; phosphatidylcholine lysophospholipase A1 activity. The record is from RefSeq and is a predicted model, not a curated record. Gene Ontology annotation, biological process: monoacylglycerol catabolic process; phosphatidylserine catabolic process.
AGCGGAUCUCUGCGGAUGUCAGUGCAGGCACAGAGCUCGAAACACAGCGGGGACUCGGCUCCGUCCUCACCGGCUUUCACUGCUCCAGCACCCGGCCAGCUAACGGCCUGCUCCCUGCUGACAGGCCCGCGGUCACGGCUUGUCAAUCCUUCGGUAUUUAUCCGGUUGAUUUUUGUUUCUGACGUUUUCAGUGAUGCGAAAGCGGAAUAAUUCGCCGACUACGGAGCAUGACAGCGGCACCACCGGCACUCUGCUUGACAGCGACCCGGACCUGAAGCAGCGUCCCAGCAGGGGAACAGGGGGGCCCGUAGCAGGCGGCCAGCAGGGCCCGGGAGUGGAACCGGACAUGGGGAAACCGUUCAGAAGUGAGACUGAUGAGCUGGUCAGACUUGAAGCUGCUGAUCCAGCAAGACCCUCCCUCCACAGCCAUCAGACAGACACAGUGACACCAUCAGGUUACCUGUACAGGUUGGGUCUGGUGGGGAAGCUGAAGAGGAUCUUGCUUUGGCUGUUGGUGGUCUACAUCUCCAUUCCUUUCAUCGUUAAACUCUGUCCAUCCAUCCAGGCAAAACUAGUGUUCCUCAACUUUGUGAGGCUGCCCUACUUCGUCGACCUGAAGAGACCUCUGGACCAGGGACUAAACCACACACACAACUUCUACCUCGAACCUGAGAGCAGUCUCAAGAUAGGAGUCUGGCACACAGUUCCUGCUCACAUGUGGAGAGAAGCUCAGGGGAAACAAGGCGAGUGGUAUAACUCCAUGUUUAGCUCCACCCACUCUGUCAUCCUCUAUCUCCAUGGAAAUGCAGGGACCAGAGGAGGAGACCAUAGAGUCCAACUGUACAAGGUCCUCAGUUCAUUAGGCUACCAUGUAGUCACAUUUGAUUACAGAGGAUGGGGGGAUUCAGACGGCUCUCCAUCAGAGGGGGGAAUGACAUCAGAUGCUCUGUUCAUCUACGAUUGGCUGAAAAAGCGACUAGACAACAAAUUACCACUUUAUAUCUGGGGACACUCUCUAGGGACAGGAGUUGCCACAAACCUGGUCAGAAGAUUGUGUGACAGGGGGAGUCCUCCCGAUGCUCUCAUCCUAGAGUCUCCGUUCACCAACAUCAGAGAGGAGGCCAAGAGCCACCCCUUCUCCAUGGUGUACAGAUACCUGCCUGGCUUUGAUUGGUUCUUCCUGGACACCAUCACAGCCAACAACAUCCGCUUUGCCAGCGAUGAAAAUGUGAAUCAUAUCUCCUGUCCUACGUUGAUCCUCCACGCUGAGGACGACAGUGUGGUUCCUUUCCAUCUGGGUAAAAAGCUGUACAACAUGGCCUCACAGUCAAAGAGCCUCAGCGGUCACAAGGUUCAGUUUGUUCCUUUCCCGUCCUCUCUGGGCUACAAACACAAGUUCAUCUACAGGAGCCCAGAGCUGCCAAACAUCCUCAGUGAUUUCCUUGGCACAGCUCCCCAACAGAACGACGAUUCAGCAUGAAAACACAUUCACAAUUUCUGUUUUAGACGGCAUACAAACACAAGCAUUAAGUAUUGUUUGUUUUCUGAUUGGGCUCAACAAUCUCGCAUGAACUGGACACAAAACAUAUCAUUCCCUUUUCUUCCUGUGUUACCAUUCCUCUCUCACCAACACUGGCAUCACAGGGUCCUUAUAAAAAAAAUGUAUUUUUAGUUUGACGCUUUUAUGACUUGAAUUAUGAAUUAAAUAUGUCUUGUUUUAUGAA